Molecule: messenger RNA, 4340 nt
Organism: Diachasma alloeum
Lineage: Eukaryota; Metazoa; Arthropoda; Insecta; Hymenoptera; Braconidae
Gene: Nup154
Product: nuclear pore complex protein Nup155
Exons: 3
Coding region: 278-4210 (1310 amino acids)
Biological process (GO): protein import into nucleus; RNA export from nucleus; transcription-dependent tethering of RNA polymerase II gene DNA at nuclear periphery
Cellular component (GO): nuclear pore inner ring; nuclear pore
Molecular function (GO): structural constituent of nuclear pore; protein binding
Source: RefSeq, a predicted model, not a curated record
AAAUAGGCGGGAUCGGCUCAAUUCUACAAUGGAUAGCCGGUAGUUGUGAAAUUUUGAAGCUUUCAAUGGUGUUUUAUACAUGGUAGUCAGACCCCACUGUUACUAAUUAUCAUCGAUAAUCCGUGAGAAUGAUUUUUUUCCACAUGUAGACAAAUUUCCAUCAAAUGAAAGUACUUUCAUGGUGGUAUAUACACAAGUGCAUGUGUGACAUAACCAAACAAAAGUAGGAUCUCAGAACGUUUCUAUUUUAUAGAUAAAAAGUAAACAAGAGCAGAAAAUGGAACCUCUAAAAAUCCAUUUGGAUGCCCUCGAGAUGGCUGGGAAGAUGGUGGACAAACACAUGAUAGCAGACAGUAAUUUCCCAUCUUUGAUAAAUCUCAUGAGAUACUCGGUACAAGGAGGACCGACUGUCAGUGGUUUGGACGAUCAUGACUAUCCCAAUUUGAAUGGCAAUCUAAGCCUCAGUAGCAUAAAUCAAAUGAAGAUGCACAGUAAGAUUCCACUGCCUUCGGAGGUAAUGGAACACUUUGGUCAUAUGCAAUGUCACUGUAUGAUGGGACUCUUCACUGAUAUCUCCAAAGCUUGGUUGACAAUUGACAGUGAUAUUUACGUUUGGUCAUACGAAAAUGAAUCCGAUGUCGCGUACUUUGAUGGUCUGAAUGAAACUAUAAUAAGUGUUGGUCUGGUUAAACCAAAAGCAGGUAUAUUUCAAAAUUACGUGAAAUAUCUGUUGAUUCUUACAACGACUGUUGAAAUUACUGUACUUGGUGUAACACUUGGGGAUAAAUCUGAUGGAACACAGGGAGAAAUACAGCUGGUACCAGAGCCAAUAUUUACAGUAACAACUGAUGGUAUUGCCAUAACAACAAUAGCCAAUACAAGCAGUGGAAGAAUAUUUUUGGGUGGUAGGAAUGGUGCUUUGUAUGAAAUUCAUUAUCAAGCUGAGAGCAGUUGGUUUGGAAAACGUUGUAAAAAGGUGAAUCAUUCUGAGGGCCCUCUAUCAUUUUUGCUACCAUCAUUUAUCACAGUUGCACUCUCAGAGGAGGAAGCCAUUGUUCAAAUAUCAGUCGAUGAUUCUAGAAAUAUUUUAUACACACUUGGAGAUAAAGGAACAAUUAUGGUAUGGGAUAUUGAUAAUGGUGGUGCAUCAAAGGUGACAUCGCUGUCUCAAUCAUCACUCGUACAAAAUACUGUUCACAUUGUAAAAACACUGGAUAGUAAUAAUUUUCGACCGUUAGUGAGUAUCUCAGCUAUUACAGAGACUGAAUCAAUUCACUUGAAUUUGGUAGCAGUUGCUGCAACUGGUACAAGAUUCUAUUUCACUUGUACUUCGGUAACAAAUCCUGGUAUGCGACCACAGUGUUUACAACUCAUCCAUGUGCGAUUACCACCGGGUUAUGCAGCCAAUGCACCAGUUAUGAGACCGAGAAAAGUUCAAAUGGCCCAUUAUCGUAAAGGCACACUCAUUCUAGUUUGUGGUGGUGAUACAGAGACUGCUUGGUGUCUCAGUAAUGAUGCUUAUCCUUUUACCAAUUAUUUGGCGGAAACUCAGAGUAUUUUGCCACUGGACAGUCCUGCUUGGGCCAUGGCAGAGAUAUUUGGUGAGUCUGUAAUUAACAUUGACAAGCAGGGAGGAGUACAGGGGGAGCAGCCACCAUUGCUCGUAAGACAACACAUGGAACCGCCGAGAAAAUUCAUCUUUCUGACAGCACAAGGUGCCAUUAUUCUCAUUCAAGUGAGACCUGUAGAUAUUCUUCGACAGCUUCUUCUUGAACAACGUGGUCCUGAUACUGAAUCAGUUCGCUUGUACUUUGAGAGUCAAUCACCAGAGCAAGCCUGUGCGACUUGUCUAAUCUUGGCGACACUUGAAUCAUCGCAGAAUGCACAAUUGUCAGAGUGGGCAACUCGUGCCUUCUUCCUAUAUGGUGGACAAAGAGCCCCCUCCAGUUUGUCCAGUCAGCACGGUGUUCCACUACUCAGUGCUGUCAGUAUACAUACAUCAACACCCAGAGUUGUUCCAGCGAUGGAUACACGACAAAAUAUCUUUCGCACACCGUAUCAACAAAUUGGUGUCAAUGCCAAUGAAACAAGUAUUCAUCAGUUUUCAGCAAAACAUGGAGGACUCUAUCUGUACGUUGGUAGAAUUCUCAGGCCAAUUUGGAAUAUCAGAUGUAUUAAACAAGAAAUUGUUAAUGCUAAGCCACUUGUACAGAGCACAGUAACUUGUGUUCAAAUUGGAUGGAUUCUUGGACAUCUUCAAGCAUUGCGAUCUUUUCUCAAUAAGAAUACUCACAUUUCAAAACAACACAGCACUGGCAGAAAUGUUACCACUGAGGGGACACAUUUUGACACGACCACAAUGACACAUUAUCAAGAGCCAAUGGUGGAAGAGAGAAAUUCCCUUGACGCCCUCAAGAUUUUUAUCACCCACGCUUGUGAAGUUUUGGGAUUGUGGAAGAUUUUAUGUGAAAAUCAGCUGCACAACAUUGUCAAUUCCCUCUCUAAGGAGCAGAUCAAUCAAUUUGCAACAGCAACAUUCAGAGAUUUAAUUUUAAUGGGGCAUGAGAUAUGCUCACUACUAAUCAUACAUCUUAUUGACAGUUACCUUGGGGACAAUACUUCUGUUGAUGUCGUUAGUGCCAAACUGCGAGAAGUUUGUCCAAAUUUGUAUAAAAGUGAAGAUGCUGUAUGCUCAAAAGCCAAUGAAAUUAUUAUAAAAGCUAAAAUUUGCUCCAAUGCAGAGGAGAAAGAGUCACAUCUACAGUCUGCUUUAAAACUCUGUAAAAUGGUAGCACCACGACUGAAUUUAGCAGCAGUAUGUCAGCAAUUUGUUGCUUGUCAAUUUUAUACCGGUGUUUUGGAGCUUUGUCUAUGUUGUGCUGAAAAAAUUGAUCCAAAUAAUGCAGCUCUCCAUUAUUACAAGAAUAAUGAGCCUGUAGAAGAUCAAGAGGGAAAUAUGGCAUAUUUCAAGAGGCUUGAAAUAUACAAAGAAGUGACAGUUAUGCUCGAUCAUUUGUACAAUCAGAGUAUGUCCAAUCCAUUGACACCAACGAUACCAAGCAAGCCAGGACCACCUACUUAUAAUACAUCAACAACUGCAACAACACCAGCUAAACAACUCCUUCACGAGAUCAUUCAAGAUGCUCUUCACAGUCCAUGUGAAAUUCUUCACGCUUCAAUUUAUAGCUGGAUGAUUGAACGUAAUCUUCAUGGUGAACUCGUUGCUCUUGCAGCACCCUCCCUAGAGCCUUAUUUAAUACGAGUCAAUGCUCCCGAAUUAUUGUGGCAAUUUUACGAACGAAGCAAAAAUCACGCUGCAGCUGCCAAAAUUCUCGAUGCACUGGCAACAAAACCCGGCCCAAAUGUCUCAUUAUCCCAGAGAGUUGAAUAUCUUGCGAGAGCUGUUGUGUGUAUGAGAAGUGAUCAAGCAGGCUACGCCCCUCAUCUUGGUGUAUUUCUUCGAGAACUCGAGGAUAAAGUUGAAGUUGCAAGGAUUCAACAACAAAUUCUCGAUACAAUCAACAAUCAGCAGCAUUUAUUCGAUAAUAUGGUGGUCAGAGAUGCCAAACUCAGAUUAAAUUCUUCAUUAUUAGAUAUCACUCAAUUGUACGAGGAGUACGCAGAUCCUCUACAACUUUGGGAGUCUAAAUUGGCCAUUAUUCAUUGCUCUGGUCAUCAAGAUGCCAUGUUGGUACAGGGAAUUUGGACCAAUAUCAUUGAAAAUGAAUUGAAGAAUGCACAGACUCAGACCUCGGCCGAGGACAAAAUGUCCAUUGUCAUGAGUAAAAUUAAAAUGCUAGGACAAGAAUAUUCUGGAACACCUCAUUGUUUCCCCAUUGAUUUCUUGAUUAAAGAGCUGGAAAUUCGCGCAUGCAAAUUGGCAGUAUCAAACACUGAUAUUAUCACUGGUUUCCUACAACUUGGUGUUUCAAUGGAGGAUCUUUUGGAUUUGUAUGACAAACUUAUUGGGGGAAAUAAUCGUGUUUGGUUGAAUGAGGGAAAUGAAUUCCAUUUAAUUGAAUCUACUGCCAAUCUUGUCAAUUAUUUCAUAACUAAUACAAAAAUUUCCAAUAAUUUUUUAAAGAGAAAAGUCAUUAUCAAGUGCCAGGAUAUCAUUUCCAAAUGCCUAACGACAUUAUUCAGUAAACCCAAUGCCAGUGAACUUAUUCAACGACUCAGAGCUAUUCAAAGUAUUCUCAAUAGACUUUAAUUGAACUAUUUGUAUUUUCUUAUUCAAUUUUCUUUUCUCUUUGUAUUAUUGAAAAAUAAUCCAGUCCACUAGCCCCCCUCCCCUUUUUUCAAUUUUUGUAAGAUGUGAGAAAUUGAUUAAUAAAGAUGAA